Messenger RNA from Oryzias melastigma (Indian medaka), 878 nucleotides. It is a transcript of the gene tmem186, whose product is annotated as transmembrane protein 186. The record is from RefSeq and is a predicted model, not a curated record. Gene Ontology annotation, cellular component: mitochondrion. Lineage: Eukaryota; Metazoa; Chordata; Actinopteri; Beloniformes; Adrianichthyidae. Bases 134 to 808 code for a protein of 224 amino acids. The transcript has 2 exons.
GUAUGGGCGUGGUUAGGUAAAGGGAAUCGAGUACUGACAAGAGUGAAUAAAGUUACUAAGAAAACACUUCCGGGUCAGGGUUAUUUUCUAUAGAUUACUUCCUGCUCCCGACUAUGCUGCUUCGUUUUCUCUAAUGCCCUUGCCUCCUGCCACGAUGAAGUCGGUGUUGCUGCGGAGGCUGACGUCCCACGUUCUAUCAUGCAGCAGAGGGUCUUGUUUGCUCUCCGGACGGAUUUCUUGCACCUUGGAGUGUCCUCUGCGUUCCUCAUCAGUUCAGAUCCGUCCUGGACCUGUUGGAGCUACAGUUCCCGCUUUGAUCAGACACUACGACUCAACGACGCAGAAAUAUUCAAUGAUUUACACCCUGCCACACAUUAAGCUCCUUCGAGCGGUGUCGAGACUCAAACUCAUCCAGACUGCCAUCACUGCUGUCAUCUUACCUCCAGUGUAUGUCCUCUAUUUCCAGGGAGCCGCCUCCUUCUUUUUGGUCAGCUACUCCACUGGAAUUGCUGUGUUUGCUGGAGUCAUGCUGUACACUUUCAGCCAUUUCUUCAGGAGGGUUGUGGGGAUGAUGUACCUUGAUCCAUCGCAAACCAUGCUUAAAGUUUCCCACCUCACUUUCUGGGGAAAGCGCCAUGAUAUGUACAUUCCUGUUUCAGAUGUUAUGACCAUUGGAGAUACUGGAGAUUCAGCCAGUGAGACCAUACUCAAGCUUAAGAGGUACAGCAGCCCAGAGACGUUGUAUUUCUCUGUUUAUUUUGGAAAGGUGGUGGAUAGACGGGGCUUUGAGAAAGUUUUUGGAACAUAAUUUCUUUGAAGUUUUCUGUGAAAAAACUGUUGUGCCAGGUAGAAGUUAAUAAAAUAUCCUACAGAAUACA